GGUUGUCAUUGACCAAUCAGAAUUGGAAUUACCGAGUCGCAUUCCUCUGGAUGUUCUACGAGUUGCAACUGUGUUUCGAUCGUUCAUUACACGUUUGAUUCGCGUGAUUACCUUUUUUGGUCACGUCUUGGACGUAGUCCGAACUUUCGUCGGCGGAGUGAUGUAACUAUCUCCCAUCAUCGUGAAGAUAGUUGACUCACUGGUCAUUUUGUUUUCCUUCGUCUUGAAGAAGGAUCGAUGUUGUUUAUCGCCCAAAAUGUUUGUGCGCGAAAGUGAUGGCAUAGUGGCGGUGUAAUCGUAAAUUAAAUAGAAUUUGGUAUUUCGAUUAUUCUUUUGAGAAUUGGAAUCGAUUCAUGGGUAUUCAUAAAAUAAAGAAUUAGAAAAAUUGUAAUAUUAUAAUUUAGCGUUGAAAUAGAGGUUAGAUUAGGUUAGGAAAUAGAAUUGAAAAAUAUGUAUAAAUAUAUUCGUUAUGAUUCAUAAGUAAUGUUCAAUAAUCUGGUUCAAUCCUUGGCAUCAGUCUGUUCUGACGUCAUUUGUUGGAAGGUGUCGAAACGAGUAAUAAAUGCCAAUGAAGUGCACAAUAGAGACAUUCCUCUAUAUUUCUUCACUAAAAUACAGAUUAUCAACCAGUUGCACAAACCAGGUGUUUGACCCUCCGUAAAAGCCAGUGAUUCAACUUUUAUUGUUAGCGAGACUCGUAAAUCAUUCUUUGCAGGUCUCCCUCUUUCUCUGCUCCCUCUUUCUCUGCUAUUGCUCCAACAGUCUUCAUCUUACCAGAGAAUUCUUACCGAAACUUUUCAACCUUUCUCCACUGUAAUUCAAUCGGAAAUAUCUUCGCGUAGAAUUCGACACGGACAAAAGUUGGAUUCGGUCCAAACAACAACAAGUAGAAUUUGAAUUAAUUCGUAAAAUCUUCGCAACCACGCUCUCUAGUUUAUUUCUAAAUAUAUUAUGAGUGAAAUAUCAAUAUCUCGCUCUCUCUGGUGAUUCAACUCUCAUAAAUGCAAACCUAAAUACAAUUCUGACGCGAGUCAACCUGGGUGACUUAAGAAAGCAGAGAAGUCAGUACUUACGACGACUAUCGAACGAACGAAUUGAUAUCGAGUUCUUCUUCUCUGUUAUUGUUAUUUAAUCGGCAUCGAUGUUGCUAUCAUUAGCCGGAUAUCUACAGCUCAAGAAUGGCAACCGGGAAAUGAGCGUGUCGCCGAGCACCAAAGAGCAGCCGAGCCUCGAGAUGGACGGAACACCUCUCGAGGACAAUAGCUUAAAAGUGCAGAACGUGGCGAGGCAAGACUCGGGCGUCCCGGAGGAUCUCGCGUCGCCGUUGGCCGACGCCGAUAAGCUUCCAAACGAGGACCCGGACUCGACGAUGAACAGCGACUGCAACAUCACCGUGAUCCACGUGACCGAGUCCACGGAAGCGAAUAAACCUGAUCCGGCUCUGAACAACGACAAGAAGGAUUAUACGGGCGAGGGGAAGGAUAGCAAGGACGGAAGCGACAGUGGGGUGGAGGGUUGCGCCGCCGAGGUCCCGAGGGUACGGAGUCGGAACAGCAUCGAUUACGCGAGCAGUUGUGGCGGCCUUGACGAGGCGUCCUGCGAUUCCAGUCUAGUCAGCUGUUGCUCCGUGUACGAGGACCCAUGCGCAACUUUACCCGACGAUGUCAGGUUGACCACAGGUGGAGAGGGGACCAGCGAGGGCGGCAGCGAAAGUUCCUCCAUAGCGGGUAGCGUUUCCGCCCGUGCAAACCGGAGCAACGUUAAGAGAACUAUACCCGCUUCUGCCGCGAGCAAGAAGAAGGCAACCGCGACAGAGACUCAGAAAAGCACGAGGGUAAAGCCAACACCGUUGAUUUCGGCCGCUACUCCACGCUCCAAGCCGCGUACCGCAACGCCGAGGAAUAUUCUGAGCAAAGCGCAGCCUGUGACGAGGGACAGAGCCCGAUCCAGGGAAAAAUCGGGAAUCAGAGAGGGCAAUAAUGAUAACACGGCAAGUAAUAGUCGAGUUUCAACGACAUUCCGUUCAGGUGCGACCCAAAUGCUGCCGCGAACGAGAACAAGACCUAUUCCUGAUUCACUGCCAUCUAUGCUCACCACAGAAAUCAACAAGGAUCUGGCGCAGCGUGGCCGAGGGCAGAGCGGCAGCUGCAGAUCCAGAGGUGGGUCCAGCACGCGUGGUGCUCGCACUCCUAGCUCGACACCGUCCGAGGAGGUUCGAAAACCUCUGUCCACCGCCAGGGUAUCGUACACAGCUCGUACGGAAACUGGGAAAGCUUCCUCUAGAUCGGAUAAGAUGAGCAUGAGCACGGAUAACAAAGCUCUGGAUACGUAUGCCACGUUACCAAGAAGGAACAGGAACAAGAUGAGCAUUGCCAAGGUCGGUGAGAAGGCGGACAAAACCGUUAGAAGCAGAUCUGGAAGUAGAGACGCGAGUUUGAAUAGGCAGGUUGAAAAGAAGAGUAACGCCAAAGAGAACUCGACGCACAAAAGUCUGCCACCCUAUCCGAGGCACAAGAUUGCCGAGAAGACGCGUAUUUAUCAUGAAACCAGCGUGCAGACUGGUCUGACUGGUCAUGACAUCGAGAAUGCUUUGUCUGGAGUGCCAAGUGUCGUCACCGGGCCGGAAGUGGUUGAGAGGUUGCACGAAGGAUGUCAAACGGAGGGCACGUGGGAGGAUAUGCAAGCGAUGCAGAGUGACUUGAAACGGUUAAACGAAGAGACGAUGCAACAAAAAGAGGAGAACGAGAAGCUGAAGGCUGAAAUCGUCGAGGUGAACCGUAUGCUUAAAGAGGAGCAGGCGGAUCAUGCGUUCGCCCGGCAAGAAUUGGAUAGAAAUGCACAACGAGUAUUGGCGAUGCUUGGAACUCCGCAAUCAGAGCAUGCAGAAGGGAGUGACAGCUUUUUGGAGUUGGAAUGUCAUUUGCAAUCGUCUGGACAAGUUGUAGCAAAUCAACAGUUAGAGAUAGCUGAUUUACAAUCUUUGUGCCGUAUGUUGAGUAGGGAUUUGGAGAAAAGUUUGGCUGCUCAGAAAGCGUUGCUACAACAACAACAAGAAUUGGAGGCAGAAUCGGCUGAGAUGCAAGAUUUCCUACAAGAAGAAAAAGCCACUUUAGCGGAUGCUUUAAAAGAGGCUGAAACAGAGCUUGCAAAAAAAGAAGAACUAUUAACGAAACGCGAAUUAGAAUUAGAAAGGCAAACCGAAGAAUGUAAGCAUUUAGUACGAAUUAGCGAACAACGAAGACAAGAAAAUUUAUCUAUGAGCAUGAAAUUAAAUGCAGUCGAACGACGAAGCAGGGAACUUUUACUCACACAAGGAGCUGCCGUUUCCGGAGCUGCGGUUGCGCUUUCCGGUCUUGGAACUAGGCUAGAAGGAUUAGUAGACCAAUUGAUAACAUCGUACAGUAUCUCAGUAAAAGAUCUCGAAGAUGUGAUAUAUCACAAUGAAGCAUAUAGCAGAAGCAACAGUAGCGUCGAAUCGAGUCCAGUUAGCUCUAAGCAUAGCCUGAAAGAGUGUACACCCAGCCCGAAGAGUGGAUCUUUCGUUUCCGCAGUGAUUGGAGCAAUCCGGAAUGCGGCGACGCAUCCUUUUGCAACGAAAAACACUGACAAAAAAUCUUCUUUAGAAUCAGCUAAACAAAUAUAUAAAGAAUUAAGUAUGGAAUCAUCGUCUGAUUUGCUCGAUUUUGAAACCGAGCCAUGCCUGAUGAUGGAAAGUGUGUUAGAGGAUGUUCCCUUACCCGAUACGUACUCGCAUAAUAUGGUGUCGAGUAGUGAUUCACUUCGCAGAGCUUUAAGCUUUCCGGAAACCGUAGACGAAGGUAAUCUGAAAAAGACGCGUACCAAUGAGGAGUGUUCAAGUCUUACGAAUCUCACGCAAGCAAUUUUACAUCGUCGUAAGGUUGAAAAUGAGGAAGAUGAUGAUUGCGAUUCCAUCAGCGAAUCUGAUACCGGUACGAAUGAUGGUCCGUUAGCUUCGGAUUAUUGUCCGGCUGUUAGUCUUGUUGAUCAAGUUAUUGAUGUAGAUAAUCUUGUUACGAAAUUACUAAAAGUAUUGCGAAUAAUACAGCUCGAUAAUGAUACAUGCAUACAGGAGCUGAAAGAAGAGAAGUCUGAAUUAGAAACGAAAUUGGAAGUGACUGUAACGGAGUUGGAAGAAUUGCGUAAAAUUGUGGACAACUUGCAUCAAUCAGACGAAAUUCUAAGCAACAGUUCGGACAGGAGACGUAGCGUGAUGGAAAACUGUCGUUUGCUGAUCAAAGAGGCGGGUAAGGAGGAAUUAAAAUUUGACGAGCCCGCAGUUGGUAAUAAUAGUGGUCCUGGAGGAGCUACGAAUUGUGAAGAUCUCAACGCGAACAUAGCCGCUCAACCAUCUUCCUAAACACAUUUCCUUUUUAUUUCUUAUCUUUUUCUUCUCCUUUUGUUGUUAUCAUCUUUUAUCUUUGACGAUGUAAAUCAUUAUUGAUUCUAUCUGUUUUCAUCCGUUGUUGAUGCCAAGAUAAGAGCCACCUUGAAAAUCGCUCUAAUGCGUAUCAUCUGAAAGAAUCGAGUUGAAUUGAUCCUCGAUAGUAUAUUCAUAUUAACUGUUUUUUCGACGAUCGUGUUAAGAUGAUUAGAUGAUAUCGUAGAUCAUAAACUAUAGGCAUUUUGCGUGUGUCGAAGUCAUGUACAGCUUUCUUCGUGCCGUCAUAUUACGAAAGAUAUUCAUGCGUAUUGCUUUAGUAUAUUUUAACGUUAAAAGACUUAUAAUCUGUGUACAUAACGAUAAAUUUUCUCCUCAUAAUUUCAAAAUUGGAUUACGUAGUUAAUAAUUCAUGAUUCGAUAUUUUAACAUAUAACUUAGACUUUCGCAAAGAUAAUAAUUUAAAUGUGUCCUUGAGUCAUUAUCAUUCAUUUUAAUAGGUAACUAUCUCACGUUAAUAUUAAACGCGAUUAAUCGCGAUAAAAAAAUAUAUAUAUAAAGGAAUUCCUUAAGAGUAAUUAAUUGCAUCGAUAAACAAAUUUCCUUUUUCGUGCCCACCGAAUUCCAUUUUAUCACAUUUAUAUGUUAUUAAUAACAAAUCUUUUUUUAAGAGUAUUAAUCCAUGUAUAGAGAGGAAUAUGGAUAGAUUGUAAUGUACCUUAAAGCUCCGUUUAUUGCAGUUUACUUCUUCGUUUGAAUAUUGGUAAUAAAAGUACGAACAAUGUUUAAUCUUUAAACGUGAAAUAACAACAGGGUACAUUAGUUUUAUAUUACAUAGCGAGGAUUUGCGGUUAUUUGAUUAAAUAUCGGUGAAUAUGAAUCAUUCAAAUAAAAUGAAAUAUUAUACUAUUCAUAAUUGUUUGAUUCAUCAUUUGUCAAUAUUUAAAUAUCCUUGCUAUCUUAAACGUAAUUACAAACUUAUUCGGGAAUAUCUUUCGUUAAUCUUUAAUAAAACAUCUUUAAUAAAAAAAACAAAAAAAAAUGAAAAUGAACAAAUCGAUCGAUAUUUAUCCCAAUGAAAAAUUAUUCCCACGAAAUGAAAAAUAAAUUCAAAAAGAGAACAUACAUCUUAUUCCCUAAGAGCUGCUUUCUAUUUUAAUGGUGAGAUAUAUUUGAAAAACAUAUUCUUGUACACGCUUCCAUAAGUAUCCGUCGACUAAGUUUUCGAAAACAUUGUAUAUACAUAUAUGUAUGUAAGUGGAUAUUGUGCAACUUACUAUUUUAUUCUGAUUCAAAUUCAAAAGAUUUUUUUAUAUAGAUUUUCUUCCUUUCUUUCCUUGAAUACCACAGGUUAUUUACUGUAUAUCGCAAUCUGUAAAGUUUGUGUGAAAGUGAUUUUUUUCGUAUCCUUUUUUUUUUUUUUUUAAAUGAAAUAAAUGAUUCCACCCAGAUGAUAUAUAUUCUGAGAAUCAUAGUCCUAAGCAUUUUUUAUACAAAAUAUUGUGAUUAUAUACCAAAAAGGAACUCAUAAAUAAUGUAUUUUAAUUUUUAAUCAAAUAAAUUUCGUUUCGAUAAAAA
Messenger RNA from Apis cerana (Asiatic honeybee), 5977 nucleotides. RefSeq names its product microtubule-binding protein cornetto (gene corn). Lineage: Eukaryota; Metazoa; Arthropoda; Insecta; Hymenoptera; Apidae. The record is from RefSeq and is a predicted model, not a curated record.